AUGGUGGUCAGUUCAGAUCUGUGGCGAUGUCAGUUCCUGCUCCCGUUCGUCAGUCUGGGGCUCAUGUUCUUCAGGGCGCUCAUCGCUAUGUGUGCCUGUGCCUGUCACAGCAUGUACUCCACAAUGGGGACCAGAGUCCUUCACCUCCUGGCAGGGCUGUGCACGCUGGGGGCGGUCGGGUGCUUCAUGGCUGGAGUGCAGCUGCUGCACAGCCGGGUGGAGCUGCUGGAUGGGGGGCCGCGGGGAGGGGUGCAGUUCAUGAUGGCCGCGCUGCUCGUCUGUGCGUCCCAGUCCAGCCACAAGGAGUACUCGCACAUGCAGGCCUACAGGGUCGUCUGA
Acipenser ruthenus (sterlet) is the source of this 339-nucleotide messenger RNA. Its product is annotated as claudin domain-containing protein 1-like. Lineage: Eukaryota; Metazoa; Chordata; Actinopteri; Acipenseriformes; Acipenseridae. Bases 1 to 339 code for a protein of 112 amino acids. The transcript has 3 exons. The record is from RefSeq and is a predicted model, not a curated record.